Messenger RNA from Rana temporaria (common frog), 3507 nucleotides. RefSeq names its product protein sel-1 homolog 3-like. Gene Ontology annotation, molecular function: protein binding. The record is from RefSeq and is a predicted model, not a curated record. The coding region runs from base 115 to 3231 and encodes 1038 amino acids. NCBI's taxonomy places the organism in Eukaryota, Metazoa, Chordata, Amphibia, Anura, Ranidae. The transcript is spliced from 23 exons.
UCCCAGACUCGAUCUCCCGAGUUCCAGGAAUUCCCAUCAUCCCGGCCACUGCGACACCAGAAGGUGGACAUGUGAGUGUCGGGGAUCCCAGACACCCCAAAAAUAAUAUCCAACAUGGUGCCUCAAUGGAGAGUCCAGGGGACCCUUCUCAGCUGCCUCCUCCUCUGCCAGUCCGGUUGGAUGCAGGUCAUCACCUCGGAGACUUCAGCCCCAUCCCCCACCAAGUCUUACAUUGACUUCUUUGACCCACCAAGGACUUUGUCUGAUUCUUCGGUCCUAGAAAUCCUGUAUCAGUGCCAGGCGGAUCAGGUGGUCCAUGUCGAUGUUCUGGCUUCUUCCAUCACCAGGCCUCUGGUUGGAAUAUUUAAAAGACGUUGGACUUGCAGGCCGGAUGGUACAGAGAAGAUUCGGGAGAUCCGGCUGAACCUUCCGGAUCAGAUGAUCUACAGAGAGGACUGGAUCCUCCGCCGGCCCAUCUAUGUCACCAACGUUCUCCUCAGAGCCUGGAUCUCCGACUAUCCCAUCGACUUCAACAUGCCGGACCGACUCUCCUAUAGGACCGCAGUGGCCAGUAUUCUACAUCACAUAGAAAUCCCGACACCCAACAGUCGGCCAUACAAAGACCACCGGAAAUGUCCACAAUGGGACCAGAAUGUGAUGUGGAAGGUCAGGACAGGAAAAGUGCCGCAGUGCCCGGCGGAGGAAGAAGUCAUCCGUCUCCUCCCGUUCCUCUAUGCUUGUACCGGGGAAGGUUUUGGCAUUGUGAGGCGUCCGGAGCCGUAUCGGGACCCCUCAAUGGAGCGACGGAGGCAGUACAAUGCAAUGGCACCACGAUGCAGCUUCUCCAUCUGGCUGUAUGUGGUGGAUCUGUGUCCAGUCGGUCUCUGCGGAGUCUUCUACCAUCUGGAUGACGGCAAUGAAUACGUCACUCCAGCUCUGCUGAUGGCAAAAUCAGGUCAUCUACAUGUCCAGGUGGAGUUGAUAAAGAAAGAAGCUCACGCCUUCCGUAGUACAGAUCCCUUGCCAUUGAAUCAGUGGUGCCACAUCCUUCUGAACCUGGAUGUAUCCCUGGCCAACCUGACAGUGGUGUGUGGCUCAUCAGUUAUCUCUACGAGGUUCCCGGAUAAUAUUCUUCUCUCCGAUGUCUCCGGAACCUUCCACCUGGGCGGGUGUAAGUACGUUCCGGGGAUAAAGGCGUUCUACGGACCGAGCGACUACUACAGGAACAAGAUUGUGUCCAUAGAGAAGGCUCCGCCCCCUCCGAUGAUCGAACGCGUGGAGCUGGCGCAGUGGUAUCUGAAGUGCACCUCCUUCCAGGAUGAGUGUGCGACGCGUUUCCGGAACUUCUCUGCCGCAGAACAAGAAACAAGAGAAUGCGGAGACCCCUAUAGUGAUCUUUUGACUCGUUUCCUGCCGGAAAAUACCUUUCCACAAUGUACAGAGAGGGAAGGACCCCCUCCCCUCCACAGGGCACUUAUCACAAAACUGCUGAGGAAAAGAGCCACUCAGGGAGGUGACAGGAAGUUCCGGGGUGAGCUCUUUGGACGAGCGCUGCACAGGAUGUACCUGAGAAGAGUCUUGGCUCCCGAUGGUCUGUCGCUGAUCCGGAAGUCUAUGCCGCUUCUCCUACAAGCCGGCUGCCUGGGGUACCAACCCGCUCUCUUCCUGGCGUCUGUCCUCUUCCAAACCGGCCUGGGAGUGCGAAGAGACCAGUACAAGGCUCUGAAGUUCAGCCUUCUCUCGGCUCAGGAAGACGAUCGUCUUGCCCAGCUGUCUCUGGGACACAAACACCACAUGGGAGUGGAUGGCUACCCACUAGACUACGACCUGUCCUAUGCCUACUAUGCCAACAUCGCCCACCAAACCAUGACUGACCGCGUGACACCCAGCAAACACCAGGCCUUUGUGGAACACGUCCGUCUGACCGAUGAGAAUGUCCUGAAGCAGCAGACAAAGGAGAACGAUGACCUGUUCAUGUGGCUGAGAUUUCAGGCCAAGCAAGGCGUAUCCUCUGCCCAGCAUGCUGUCAGCCGGAUGCUCUUCUGGGGUCAGCAAGGGAUCUCCUCCAAUCCGGAGAUUGCUGUGAAGUUCUAUGAAAAGGGGGCGAAGCAGCAGAAGGACCCCGUCAUGAUGUAUGAUUACGGCGUCGUCUUAUUACGGGGCCAAGGAGUGAAGCGGGACGUCCCCCAGGCUCUGGAGUAUCUGGGGAAGGCGGCAGACAUGGACUUUGUCCCGGCCCUCAACAGCCUCGGCUGGUACUAUGAACAGUAUGAAGGAAACUACCAGAAAGCUGCUGAAUUCUGGGAAAGAGCCGAUGAACUGGGGAACCCCGAGGCUCCAUUCAACCUGGGCAUCCUACACCUACAUGGCUUGUACCCCGGAAAGCCCAAGAACAUGUCCGCAGCUUACCAAUACUACUUGAAGUCGGCGACUCGUGGCCAUGUUGACGCAGCUGUACAUGUCUCCGCUUGCUGGAUCCAGGGGGUCCCCGGGGUGGUGAGCCGACUUCCGUAUGACGCUGUGCUGUGGACUAAGUGGGCUGGAGAACAGAAUGGGUACCUGGGAGCCGUACUACGCAAAGCUCUGGAUAAUUACUUGGAUCAGUCCUGGUCUGCAGCUCUUCUCUAUUAUGUCCAGGCAGCAGAAAUCGGAAUGGAGAUUGGUCAGUUUAAUGCAGCGUUUAUCUGUGAACUGGACCCGGAAGGUCUGGUGACCCGUUAUCUGCAGAUUGACUGUGAGUGGAAAUAUUACAACCUAUCAUCACUCAGCGAGCGACCUCCAGCAUACGCUCAGAUUAAGAUGGGCGAUCUCCACUACACCCCCCACGUACGGAGGAAGAGGGAUGUGCAGGCGGCGGUGCAGAUGUAUGCUGCGGCUGCCUUACAGCGAGAGCCUCAGGGUCUGUACAAUCUGGGGGUCCUGAUGGAAGAAGGGGUCUCCCUCCCCAACUCCACACUACGCAGACUUGGCUUCAACACAUCUGUCCGUGCCAACAACUUCACCAUCAUGAUAGAGCUGUACAGAAGAUGUCGGGAUCAUGAGAAGGAAGACUCGUAUGUCCCGUGUAGUCUCGCCCUCCUGAACGCUCAUCUUCUCUAUGUCUGGACGUCUCAUGGUUCCCUCCUGAAGUGCUCCAGUGCAGCUGCCAUUGCCAUUGUAACGGCACUCAGUCUGAUAACGAUUUUCGGAAGAUUACAGAACGCAGCGAGACGCCUGCAGCUGUCUGUAUGAUGGAGGUCGCCAUCUUUUCUUUGGUGGUCUUACUGGUAUAUUUUGUGUUUCACAUUAUUGGCAGGAGCCUUGUUACUCAAUGGUCUCCGGGGGUAUAUUACAUGGACAGAAUGCGACAUGAGUCCUCCUGCCCGGGUAUAAGCUCAUUACUGUAAUACAGGAAGCCACGCCCACCACUGGACCCACCCACAGCUCAGCCACCAGCAGGAACUCAUUCCCGGAUCUUCCUGAACAUAUUUAUUGUUCUUUCUGUGACAUUAAAUUCUGUUUUCAAAA